This is a messenger RNA of Pogona vitticeps (central bearded dragon), 1161 nucleotides long. It is a transcript of the gene RNF114, whose product is annotated as ring finger protein 114. Gene Ontology annotation, biological process: protein polyubiquitination; ubiquitin-dependent protein catabolic process. Lineage: Eukaryota; Metazoa; Chordata; Lepidosauria; Squamata; Agamidae. Gene Ontology annotation, molecular function: ubiquitin protein ligase activity. The record is from RefSeq and is a predicted model, not a curated record.
GACCGGGGGGUGGGUAACGUCUGUUGUGUUGCCGGGGGAGGUUUGCGGAAGCGUCUCACGAAGAUGGCGCUGGCCGAGGCUAACUCUCGGUACUCGGAGGGGGCCGUUGCCGCCGCCUCCGCCGAGCGACUGGACCCUCUGUCCCGCUUCACCUGCCCUGUGUGCCUGGAGGUGUUUGAGAACCCGGUGCGGGCGCCCUGCGGCCAUGUCUUUUGCACGCCGUGCAUUCAAGAAUGUCUUAAACCAAAAAAGCCAGUUUGUGGAGUUUGCCGCAGUACCCUGUCUCAUGGCAGCAGAGCUUUGGACUUGGAAAAGCAAAUUGAAAUGACAGAAGCUACUUGCAAUGGCUGCAAUAAAAAAAUGAACCUCUCAAAGCUGCGUGGCCAUGCAGCUGCUUGUACAAAGUACCAGAAUUACAUAAUGGAAGGUGUUAGAGCUGUGACUAAAGAUCCAUCACAGGAUGCCAGGAGUGUUCCAAAUAGAUUCACAUUCCCUUGCCCUUAUUGCAGUGAGAGAAACCUGGACCAGGAAGGACUGGUGGAACAUUGCAGAAAGUACCAUAGCAUGGAUGCAAAGCGCGUGGUUUGCCCGAUUUGUGCAGCAAUGCCCUGGGGCGAUCCAAACUACAGAAGUGCUAACUUCAUGGAACAUAUUCAACGGCGGCAUCAGUUUUCUUAUGAUACUUAUGUGGAUUAUGAUGCUGAUGAAGAUGAUACAGUGGCUGAAGUUCUGGUCCGUUCCUUAAUGGAACAAUGAAUUAGCAAGAAAUUCUACAUACUUGGCUUCCACUGGGGAAAAAUACUAGGGACUGUUCUUCCCCAAGAUGCUUUGGCAUCCAUAAACUAAUUUCCUUGGUUCUUGUUCUUGCAGUUUCCAUACUUGAUACUUGUUCUCUUCUAGUGCUACUUCUCUUACUCCUUACCUCUCCAGAAUAUCUUUAUUUUAUUUUAAUCUUCUGAGAGCCUUUUUUUUUUUGGCUCGGUUUCCUUCCAUUUCAACUUCUAAGGCCUACACUGUAAAUCAUCAGGAGUUUGGCAAUAACUUCACUUGCAAACAUCUACCAGUAUUAUUGUACUCUUUUACAGAACUGGGCACUAGAACUUCAGUUUUCCUACAUGUGUAAAGAUUUUCAUUACUAGAUUAAAAUUUUGGAAAUAGUUA